UCCUCGCUCGCCUCUCCCUUCUCUCUCGCCGCCAUCGCGAUAGCCGCCUGCCACAGCCGCUAACGGUUCUGCGCGCGUCUCUUUGUCAGAGCCCCUUUUUGAUUACUCUAAAAUGGCAUCGGAUGAAGGAAAGCUCUUCAUUGGAGGGCUCAGUUUUGACACCAAUGAGCAGAAUCUGGAGCAGUUGUUCUCCCCCUAUGGAGACAUUGCAGAAGUGGUCGUCGUGAAAGACAGGGAAACCCAGAGGUCCAGGGGCUUUGGCUUCAUAACCUAUUGCCGUCCUGAGGAUGCCAAGGAUGCCAUGAGGGCCAUGAAUGGAGAGUCUGUGGAUGGCCGUCAGAUCAGGGUUGACCAGGCUGGAAAAUCCUCCCGUGGCUCUUCUGGAGGUAGAGGCCGUGGACGUGGAUUCUCUAGAGGAGGUGGAGGAUAUGGAGGUGGCCGUUAUGACAACAGGAGCGGUGGCUAUGGUGGAUCAAGAGACUACUACGGCAGCAGGAAUCAGGGAGGCUACGGAGACCGUUACUCUGGGGGCUCCUACAGAGACAACUACGAUAACUAGCUUGCACCGAGCAUAAAUCCUUCCUGAAUCAAGAUCGUCCUUCCAAUGGCCGUAUUUAUAAAGAUUUUUGGAGCUUCGCUGAAUCUUGUUUAGUUCUCUACCUGUAUUUCCCCUCCUCCCCCUUUUGUAGUCUAUCACAUGCAGCCCAACAGCUUCUACUACAAGAUGGCCUGUUAGAGCUUUCUGGAGGAAAAACAUUUUAAUUUGCCUUUUUUUUCUACAGGUGUGUUUAAGCAUUUUUUUAAUACAUAACUUUUAUUAUUUUUUCCCCCUCCACUUCCCCAGAUGUCUUUUAACAAGCCAAGAUUGGGGCUCCAACCUACGUUUUGCCUAUAAUUCCCCAGAGUCUGAGCAAGGUGUAAAAGAUCCUCCUUGUUUUUAUAAAUGCAUUAAAACCUUGUAGUUUUGUAAAAGUCCUAUGGUGUAGCGAGGAAGGGGUAUGGUGGAAGGCAAACCCCCUUGAUUGUAAAGGGAGACUCGUGUGUUUGAUCUUCAGAAAUCAGAAUUUAUACUGUAUGAUGUACCUAGAACUGAAGCUUGCAGAACUUGCAAGUCGUUCUUGAAAAAAACCGUUUGUUUAUAUUUUUUUUUAACUGGAAGACACACAUGUAACUCAAUAUUGUACUAAAAGUGGUUAAGGAAUUCCUGUAUUCAGUUCUUUGGCUUCACGAAGCCUAUUAAAUACCCUUCUGAAAAUGAAUUCUGUUCUUGACGUUUUAACACUUCGACAUCUUGGUUUCAUGGUACAACAUAAGGCUACAAAAUGUCUGAUAAAUGAUUAACGUGAAUCUCUUUGAUAGUAGGCACUUCAGGAGUUCUAGUGCCAUGGUUUAGUUUACUUCAAUCCCUUGUAAUUUGAGGGAAUCGUUUCCACACAGACUUGUUCACUGUAUGCAUUGCAGAAGAUCUGGAGCAUGCAUAGUCUAAGGUGCGCAGUGUUCACACAGGACACAAACUGGGCCUGUUUGUCAUCCUUGGGAAAUGAAUACAUCUUGGGAUAUCAUUCGUCUCCCAAGCUUAUGCUUUGCAAAAAAAAGUGUUAUUAAGAGUGAGCAAGCUCUUGUACUGGGAUGCUUGUCCAUAAUUUGUUUGCCUUAAGGAAAGAGUAAAACGUGUAAAGUCAUGCUUGAAAGUGUACAUGUGCUGUACUGAGUGAAAAGACAAAUCGGAAGAGGUGGCUGAUGCAGCACAAGGUGGACUGUGUUUCCCUCUUGCUGUCUGUGGGGAGAGGAUGUAAAUCCUUUUCUUCCCAUACAAUUUUUCAAGCCCAGAUGCCCUUGCUCUACUUGCAGUUAGUUCCAGAGCAAAGGGGGGCAAAAGUACAUCCUUGGAUAACUUGUGCAGGUUGUUUUUUUUUUACUGCAGGAUUAAUAGCGACACGAGAGGGUGGGGGUGAAUUAGAUCCAAAAAUGGGGCGGGAGGAGCUCCUCGGUGCUCCUGUUCCCUUUGGUGAGCCCCCGCGGGUGUUUUACAAUGGGGGGCCGAAGGCUUUUGGAGAUCUAAUGGCCAGUUUUCCACCAUUUGGGGGCAGGAUCUCGGAAGCAGGCAGAGGUCCUUGCCCGCCACAAUAACUCGAACCCGGAUUAAAUUAUGCAGAGCAGGAGGCACAGAGCAACAAACCAUACAGCACCCAAAUCUAGGCAGUUCUAACCAUUUUACUGGUUGCUGAGUUCAGCUUUUCUUGGCACUGGGUUCUUUUUUUUUUUAGGGGAGUGAGUACACAGCCCCGUGGUGUGGCUCUUGCAGUUAUAGCCAACCUGCUCCUGCCUCAUGUACAGUAAGGCUUAUUUUGUGUCAAAAGGGAACUCUUGUGUGAACGGGGACAAAACUGUGGGUGUAGAAAGGAUUCCUGCGGUUGGCUCCUGGCAUCCUGUUCUUGCCUGCUGGAAAGACCUUUCUGAAGAGGGCCGAGUUGGCUGGCCUUGGCGCUGCCUCAGGUGGAAGAAGAGCUUCGGAUCCUGGAAGUGAAUUUACCGCAAGGCUGGAGCUGAGAAUGGACUUUGCCUUCAGAUACCUCCCUGGAGCUUCUGGCUUGUGCGUAUAUUUGGUCAUUCUCAAACUGGCGUUUCUGGGCAAGCAGUCCAGUUUAAUUCAAGCGAGGAUCAACGGGGACUUGGGAAAGUGCUCGUUUAGUAGCACUAGCGUGCCCAAGCAACAGCAAAAAACUAAUCCUGUCUAGGUAAGAUUACCAUGGGCCUGGUCUCCAGUAUAUGCAGGUAACUCUUAAAAUUACACCAUGAAGCUAUACUGAAAGCGUCUGCCCCGGCAUGCUAAACUUGCCUCUGGAUUACCCGGUUCACUGAUGGCAAACGUCUAUGGGUGGUGGAGCCACCUCCUGGCAGGCGAUAUUAUUUCCCCUUAUCCAAUCCAUCCUCAGCUGUGCUCUGAACUCUAAAAAGAACACCUUUACAUGACGCUGGAGAUGUAAAGAACAAACGCUCGGCUAGUGUGGUGUGAUGGAUAGAGUGUUGAGCUAGGAUCUUGGAGAGCAGGGUUCAAAUCCCCACCUUGCUUGGGCCAGUCACACACUUUGAGCCUCACCCACCUCACAGGGAUGUUGUGAAGAUAAAAUGGAGGAGACCAGAACAAUGUAAGCUGCUUUGGGUCUUCAUUGGGGAGAAAGAUGGGAUAUAAAUACAGUAAGUAUAACUAAAGCCAGGGCAAGAAAGAUGAGGGAGGGGUGGAGUUCACUGCGUUGCAACCGCUGAAAAAAGCCCCAUCUGACUGCCACCUUUGGAAGACAGGAAGAGGAUCUUUUUCGUUCCGCUGGCCUAAAGUAAGUAAAAGGUUGCAGCAAAGAUCUGAGAACAUUUCUCAAACCUGUGGGGAAGGAUUAAGCAGCAAGCCUUCCUGCUCGUACGCGAGGGGCUAGGGGGCGCAGCCGCUAAAGCACUUCAUUCAGCUCCCCACCACCAGCUUUUUUAUUCUUUCUGGAGCUCAAAGGGCUCCAGAACCCUUUAUAUAUUUGUGUUUUACGUAGGGAAUCUCCAGUGUCAAGUAGGGCUGGUAUUUCAGUAAACACCUAGCAAAAGUCUCAGUACAGCUAGAAACGGAGCAAAACAAGUCUCUCGUUCAUAAAACGCUUCCCAGGCAAGAAGCUGAUGGCACAAACAGGCAGAAAAGAUCAACCCCUCAAAAGCCUGGGUGAAAGACGCUUUAGUCUGGAGCCAAAAAUGUAGUAGGGGUGAUCCUCAAGGGGAAGGACAUUCUGCGGGUGAAAACCCCCACCUCUGGUUGCCACCUGCCUCACCUGGUGAGCAAAAGCAGAAGCCGUUUUUCUGGCUAGCUUGAAAUACAAAGCCGCUUUUGCCCGGCCUUGAGUGUAACUGCGCAGAGAAAUGCUUGGUGACCAGAAGCAAUAAACAGCCACCAGCUGAAGCCAGCUAGAUAACAUGGGAAAGUUUCACUUAGAGCGAAGAAAAGAGGUCUCUCUUGGUCUCAGCAAGAAGGUGGGCUUUGUCUCAGAACAGAACAAGGGGUGUAAAGAGACCCCACCAUUUUAGGGUGGGCUCAGAGUGUUUUUACUGGCUUGAAACUUUGUACCCCUUUAUUCCUGGAAUAAAACCUUUUCAAAAGUU
Molecule: messenger RNA, 4137 nt
Organism: Eublepharis macularius
Lineage: Eukaryota; Metazoa; Chordata; Lepidosauria; Squamata; Eublepharidae
Product: cold-inducible RNA-binding protein-like
Exons: 8
Coding region: 113-559 (148 amino acids)
Biological process (GO): positive regulation of mRNA splicing, via spliceosome
Cellular component (GO): spliceosomal complex
Molecular function (GO): RNA binding
Source: RefSeq, a predicted model, not a curated record